Molecule: messenger RNA, 369 nt
Organism: Adineta steineri
Lineage: Eukaryota; Metazoa; Rotifera; Eurotatoria; Adinetida; Adinetidae
Source: the annotation of a GenBank genome assembly
AUGAUUAUUCUCAAUAACACUUUUCUUAUUUCGUUCGAAGUAAAUUUAAAUGGAAAUAGUACAAGAGUACAAAGCGAACACUGGGCCGUACCUGUACCUUUUGAAUCGGAUCUUAUAAAUAGCACCUAUCGAUGUUUUAUUGAUCCACUCAAUACUCAACAACAACCAUUGAUAGAAAUACCAGAUAUUGCAUCUAUUCGUCAUGAUUUCAUUUGGUAUACAUUAAUACCUAAUCUCAUUGUGAUAGUGUUAUUGAUCAUAAUACUUGUACUUGUUAUCAUUAUAUUACUGAAGACUAUUUGUAAUGUAUCUCCACGACGUUGGUUUAGACGUGCACGACAAAUACAGCCUGAAACAACAAAAGCAUAA